AUGGAUGUGUUUGGUGCCGUGUUCUUGUCCUUGGGCUGGCUGAUGCUGCAUUUGGCUAAUGGUGCACUGGACUACAUCUCUCAGGGUCAGGGGUUGCAACUGCAGGGCGACUUCAUCCUCGCUGGGCUCUUUCCUCUCCACUAUGAACCUGGAUCAACGAGUAGUUUGCCUGAUUUGGUUGAUUGCAAUCGAGGUAAAGCCAACCAACACGGAUAUCACCUGAUGCAAGCAAUGAGAUUUGCUGUGGAAGAGAUCAACAACAGCACCGGGCCACAGUCUCUUUUACCAGGAGUGAAGCUGGGCUAUCAGAUGUACGAUGGCUGCUCCAAAUCUGCUGCUGUCCUGGCUGCAGUGGACUUGCUGGAGCACUGGGGCCCCUUAACAUCUGGGACACAGAGAGACAAAGAGUCAAACUUCACCCACAGCGAUCAGAGAGGAGUGGCUUUGAUUGGGCCAGACAGCAGCAGCAAAACGCUCACCCCCGCUGUUUUACUGGGGUCCUAUCUUAUACCACAAAUCUCUUAUGAAUCAUCAAAUGAAAAGCUGAGCAACAAGUUCAUCUAUCCAUCCUUUUUCCGCACGAUUCCCAGUGAUAAGAACCAGGUGGCAGCCAUGAUCCAGCUUCUGCUUCGUUUCAACUGGACCUGGGUUGCCGUCCUAAGCAGUGACAAUGCCUAUGGCCUGGAUGGAAUGCAAAGCCUAGCCACGCAGGCACCAGACUCCGGCAUCUGCGUCGCCUACCAAGGAAUCAUCCCAGCUUACUCAGAUGACAAUAAACAGAAGAUGAGGGACAUCGUGCACAAUUUGCUGAAGACCAAAGUCAACACUAUUGUGGUCUUCUCCAAUAGGGUGGAAUUCAGUUAUCUAGUCCCAUUCAUCAUUGAGGAGAAGAUGACAGAUAAGGUAUGGAUCGGGUCAGAGGAUUGGUCAGCAUCUUCUCUUAUAUCAAGCAUACCUGGGGUCCAAAGCAUCGGCACUGUGCUUGGCGUGUCCAUCAAAUAUUCAAACAUAUCUGGCUUUCAGGAGUUUGAGGCGAAGGUGUUGGAGGAUGCAAUGGAUCAGGACGUCUCUAAUGUUAACACCAACUCAGACAAUGACUGCUUACAGAGCACAGAUGUGUACAGCCUCGCCAGGAUGGACUUUCCUCUGGAGAAACACGACGUCACCUCCUCUGCCAAUGUUUAUAAGGCGACGUAUGCUCUAGCUCAUGCCCUGCACCAGGCACUUGGCUGUGAUUCGGGAGCGUGCCAGAGGAGGAGGGUGUAUCCGUGGGAGCUCCUCUCGUGGCUCAAGCAGGUGCAGUUCACUUUUCAAAACACCUCUGUCUAUUUCGAUGCCAACGGUGACCCUCCCACUGGAUAUGACAUCGUUUGCUGGAUUUGGAGGGGGCCCAACUGGUCUGUCAGAGAGGUGGGCUCUUUUAGCCCGAAUCCCAUUUCUCUCACGAUCAAUGUCGAUCUAAUCGAGUGGCACAACUCAGGAGAGUCAAGUCAAGUGCCACAGUCCAUCUGCUCCCCGCCUUGCCCAAGUGGACACAGGAAGCUGCUGACAGGCCAACACACUUGCUGCUUCGACUGCCUGCCCUGUCCUGCUGCUACGUUCCUUAAUCUGAGCGAUCCCACUACAUGCCAGCAGUGUCUGUCAGAGGAGUGGGCUCCCCCGAGCAGCGUUCAGUGUCUGAAAAGGACCGUCCUGCUGCUGGCCUGGGACGACCCCCUCGCCAUCGCUCUGCUCUUCUUUCUGGCCAGCUGUCUUCUCAUGACCUCCAGCUCUGCAGUAAUCCUCCUGCUCAACCUGAACACACCAGUGGCCAAGUCCGCCGGAGGCCGCACCUGCCUCCUGAUGCUGGCAGCCCUGACUGCUGCUGCCAUGAGCUCUUUGUGCCAUUUUGGCCAGCCGUCGCCUCUGGCCUGCAUCCUCAAGCAGCCACUGUUCAUGUUCAGCUUCACUGUGUGCCUGGCCUGCAUCACUGUGCGCUCCCUCCAGGUCGUCUGCAUUUUUAAAUUUGCGUCCAAGCUGCCGCCAGCCUAUGACAAGUGGGCCAAGAAAAAUGGGCCAGAGAUCACCAUUUUCCUUGUGUCUGCCACCCUCUUGGUUAUAUCUGUGCUCCGUGUGGCCCUCGACCCUCCUAAGCCCAGCCAGGAUCUCGACUUCUACCACGACAGCAUCGUGCUGGAGUGCAGUAACACCCUCUCACCUGGUUCAGCUAUUGAGCUCGGCUAUGUAGCACUGCUCAGCAUCCUCUGCUUCUCUUUCAGCUACAUGGGCAAAGACCUGCCAGCCAACUACAACGAGGCCAAGAGUAUCACCUUCAGCCUCAUGGUGUACAUGAUCUCCUGGAUGAGCUUCUUCACUCUCUAUCUCAUCAGCAGGGGCCCCUUCACCAUAGCUGCAUACGUGUUUGCCAUACUCUUCAGCGUCCUGGCCUUCUUCUGGGGCUACUUCCUGCCCAAAAUUUAUAUUAUUGUCUUGAAGCCGGAAAUGAACACGACUGCCCAUUUCCAGAAUUGCAUUCAGAUGUACACCAUGAGCCAGAAAUAA
Molecule: messenger RNA, 2541 nt
Organism: Acanthopagrus latus (yellowfin seabream)
Lineage: Eukaryota; Metazoa; Chordata; Actinopteri; Spariformes; Sparidae
Product: taste receptor type 1 member 1-like
Exons: 6
Coding region: 1-2541 (846 amino acids)
Biological process (GO): G protein-coupled receptor signaling pathway
Cellular component (GO): membrane
Molecular function (GO): G protein-coupled receptor activity
Source: RefSeq, a predicted model, not a curated record